AUGCAAAGUGGAAAGAUCCCAGACUCAAGAAUCACAGCCUCGAGUGAAUGGGAUGGCAACUCGGGUCCACGUUACGGCAGAUUACAUGGAAAUAAAUUCUGGCUUGCAGCCAGGUCACCAGACACCAACCAAUGGCUGCAAAUUGAUUUUAAAUAUAAAGCAACAGUUACAGAGAUUCUCACACAAGGCCGUCCUGACUACAAUCAAUGGGUUAGAAGUUACACUAUUGCUUAUUCUGACGAUGGUGUGAAUUUUACAACGUACAAAGGGGAUAAAGGGCAAGAUAAGGUAACUAUCAUAUAUUUUUCAGUCCCACAGCUUGGGCAGGUUGUAGGAAAAUAGUUAUAAUACCAUUUUGGGCAUCUCACUCGAUAGAACUAAUUGCAGAAGUGCUUUGUAGGUGGAAAUUUUGAGUGUAAAUUUUAUACAUUCCUUAAACCUAACCAGGAUCAGUUGCGAAAUAUGCAACUAUAGACCCUCUGGUAGGAAUUAAACCUGCGGUCCUGAGUUCGAAUCACGAGGCCGCAGGUUCGAUUCGUGUCAAAGGGUCAAUAUAUAGUUGUAUUUUUAGCAACUGCUCUUGAUUAUGUCUGAUAAAUGUAGAAAACUACAAAAUUCUUCCAGAAAUAAUUAAAGAAACUAUUGAGGUUUAGGCGAACUACCGGAGAGAGAUGAGAAAUUUUCGACGUUUCAAGCAAAGGCAGCAAGUUAUUACUCACACAGUAAAGGACUACUUCCUGAAAAUGAAACACCUAUACUUCGUGUGGAUGGCUUUCCAUUAUUUAUCAGGGAUCUCGCUAUAGAUGCUUCCUACGUUUGGUUACAAUAGUAGUAGAUUGGUACGACCAGGCUGGCAAUUAAGUAACAGUACCUUUACUCUCUUAUUUUUUGGGUCCCAGCUAUAACUGGAAAACUCGCCCGAGUGAGAUCUGCAUGUCGUUGAUUAACGCAUAUGAAAUCUGUCGGAAAAAUGUUUUCAAUAUUCAUAUUAUAAAAUACGUAAUUGUGAUUAUAGAAACAUGUUGCAUCAUGGGGUGCAAGUGUAGUACCUCGUGUUCAAAACAUUACGGAAUUGAUACUGGUAUUUUUCAUGUAAACCUUUUUAUAAAAAUAUAUAAAUAUUAGAGAAUAAGUUCAACAAAAUCCAAUUUGUGUUUCUAUGGGAAACGAGCAAACCCGUUUAGUUGAGAUGUUGUCACCUUGCGCUAGGUGGGAUCUCAGUCAAGUGAGAUAAAUUUCCAUAUGAAGGCUUUAUAAACUUUAUUCCACCAAACCAGGAUGAACAUUGUUGCCAAUUUUCGAAUUUGCCAUUGUUGGAAAAUACAAACAAAAAAGCAAACAUAAACCUGAACAGACAGGUGCGGAUUUUAUAAUUGAAAAAAAAAAGGAUUUCGAGGAAGCCAUAUAUUUACACAAUGCAACCCAACCGAGACGGGAUAUUUGGUGGGAUAAAAACAGUCACAUGAAGACCGAAAACUCAUCUUCAUAAGUAAGAUGAAUUAUGAGCUUACUUUACAAUCAUGUUAUUUUCAAUUUCAUGUUAUUUUCCAUGUGUAUUCAAACAAUUUUGGGAGUAUUUUCUUCACGAGCUUUAGGCUAUAUAAUGCCGACAGAUAUUUUAUGGAUAAAGUGAUAUAUCUCUUUGAAACCAGGUAUUUUCCGGCAACAAUGAUGGUUAUAGUGUUGUGCGUCAAGAAAUUUCAUCCGUUCUUGUUGCAAGAUUUAUCAGAAUCCAACCAAAGACUUGGGAAUGGCACAUCGCCAUGAGAGCUGAGGUUCACGGUUGUGUUGAAGGUAAGACGCGGAAAAUAUCCACAUUCUAA
This is a messenger RNA of Paramuricea clavata, 1823 nucleotides long. The record is from the annotation of a GenBank genome assembly. Lineage: Eukaryota; Metazoa; Cnidaria; Anthozoa; Malacalcyonacea; Plexauridae.